Molecule: messenger RNA, 7092 nt
Organism: Hyalella azteca
Lineage: Eukaryota; Metazoa; Arthropoda; Malacostraca; Amphipoda; Hyalellidae
Cellular component (GO): cytoskeleton
Molecular function (GO): protein binding
Source: RefSeq, a predicted model, not a curated record
GGGGGAGGAGGGCGUCGUGGUCCCCACGGAGGAACAGGCGGCACCCGCGCCUACCUCGAACGCGGGGAAUACAUAAAGUCCUCUGCCAUGUCGGACACCAGCGAGGCCCCAUCCCUGGCGUCUCACGUUCGCCGGGUGCGCGUACCAUCGCAGGCCUCCGACGUCGAUCAAUAUCUGGACGAUCUCUUCAUCCCCGUGCUGGAUCAUCAGAUCGCCGACGAUCUAUCAGACGCUAGAUCAUUGGCUGCUUCCAUGAAGGGCGGAUCUUUCAAAUCAUCAUCCUGUGAUCGUUACGAUCCGACGGCAUUUGAAAUCGUGAAUUGCGAUCAGAACGAUCUUUUGACCUACGAAAUAUCUGCCUUCAGAGAUCGUGGGUUUGAAACUCGUCUCAGAAGCGAGUCGGCAGAGUCGCUGCUAGCGUCAGCGUUGGAGUCCCUGAGCUUGGGCCCGAUUUGUGGUCUCACCGACGCGCGGGCCUUGGCCCACAGCAUCAAAGGUCUGGUGCUGCCGGGUCUGACCCCCCAGACCCCGGCCGUGGACCCGGCGAACCUGAUGGUGUACCAGCAGAACCUGCAGCGGGCCUACAUCCAGUCCGCCGUGGCCCAGAACAUCCAGAUCCAGCAGCACCUUAUGGCCCAGAACCAGGCGUUACAACAGCUGCUUACUCCGAACUUGCCCCACACUAACUUGGGGGGCUUUAGUGCCCUGGGCGGACUUCUUCCGCUAUCUGGAGGGUUGCCCUUUGCCAUGCAGCCCUCAGCCUACCAAACCUCAGCCCUUUUGCCUGGGUUGAGCCCAGGCAUCAAUUCAACCCUGGGUGGGGCUUUCAACGCCGGGCUUAACCCUCUCGGCGGAGCUGGCAUCUUGGACGCUUCAAGCCUAACAACCACCGUGCAAAGCAAUGUUGUUAAUCAGAACGGCAAUGCAUCCAACGCCCUUUUCAAGCCCAUUCAAGUGAACACUAAACUCAAAAAUAGACUCCCGACCAACAGCCAAUCGAGUUCUGCAAAGGACUCCCAACUCAUCAGUCCUUCCGAUAGCGAAGGACCAGAACGCAACAAGAGCCAAAACUCGGCGCGUCCUACUCCUACCUUGGAGCCAAGUUACCUCGCCAGCGUAGAUCCUAAUUUCCAUAAGAAAAAUAAAAAACUUCGCGUCAACCUCAACUCGUAUUCCGCGAAAAAGAUUUCCAACUCUUCGUCAGAUUCUGGAGGGAACUCGAGCAAGGUGAGUUUCCAGGAACCCGAACGCGCCGACCUCUGGAGCAGCGAGAAGGCGACCGUAGGGAACCACAUGACGUCAUCCGGUUUACACAUGACGUCAUCCGCCCUUCACAUGACGUCACCAGGCAUUCAUAUGACGUCACCAGGCAUCCAUAUGACGUCACCAGGCAUUCAUAUGACGUCAGCCGGGAACCACAUGACGUCAUCAGCCUUCACUCCAGGGGGCGGGGUCACCAUCUCCCCCCCUCCUCCCCUACUCCCCGUCGGGGCCACGUUGCCUGCAGGGUUGAGUUUCUCGAGAGCCGCAGCGGCGUCUUCGCCGCUACACGAGCUGGAGCUUCAAGAGGAGCGACAUCAACGCUACCAACACCAACAACAUCAACAACAUCAACAACAUCAACAGCAUCAACAACAUCAACAGCAACAUCAUACCCCCAGCAACAACCGUGCUAAAGUUCCCUAUGAUCUGCACUCCCCCGGCGCCGCCCCCUCCCUGUCUCCCCCCGCCGCCCCCAAGGAUGCCCCCUCCUACCCUGCGGGCCACGUCCCCCCACCUCCCCCCAUGCCCACACACCUCAACCAGGGGGAGGUAUCCCCAGGGUCCUACAUGGACCCCUACCAGCGCGCCAAGACCGUCAGGAUCGGCAAGUGGCGGUGGCCGCCGCCUAAGGAGGAGCUCGACGCGUCCUUCAUGCACUUCAAGAUGAAGAAUAAGCGAGCCGGGGAGUCCAGGGGUGACGGUCAGCGGAGCGUCAGCCACGACGACAGCGGCCUGAUCGAGUGGGAGGAGUUCGAGGUGGCGGGGGCCCCGGGCCCCAGCAAGGGGGACCCGCGGGCCAACAAGCAGGCCACGCAAGCAGGCGAGUACCAAAACUCUUCGUACAAGUCGCCUGCCGACGAGGCAGACAGCGUACAGCGCGCGUUCGACGCGCCCCUGCGCAACAUCUCCCGCAGCAGCAUCAACAUGACGCGGGCCCAGUCCCAGGCCCAGACUCGGGCCCAGUCCCGUGCUAAGACCUUCGAGGGGCCCGCGGGACGUGACCCUGUAGGGUCCCGCAGACGCCGGGACUCCUGGGACAACCCAAUGCCUGACGAAGGCGACGUGGUCCCGAACGGACACGACGUUUGGGACAAUAGCCUGCAUCAGGACGAGGAAAAAACCGCCGCCGGUAUCGGGAAAUUGAAGAUCUCGCGCGAGAUGAAGGCUAAACUCGAGGCCCUCACCUCGACGCGGCCUAACAGGGCCCAAAAGUCCGGCCUGGGUAUCGGUGGUCCCAGUGGGGACCCAAAGCGUGGGCCCAAGAAGCUAGAGGCCCACCGACGCCUGAUGCUGCAGCAGCAGCUCGCUGGGGACAAGUGGGACACGCUGGACUCCGUCAGGCGGGUCGUGCCCCCGCCCCCCGUGGCCCCACCCGGCAUGGCGGACCCGCGCAGGCCCCCCGGGUCCCCGGCCCCUUCGGUCUCGUCCCUGGGGAGCUCAGCCGCCAUCCCCCAACCCCGCUCCCCACCCCCCUCCAUCCAGCCCGUGGGGGGCUACAGGUCUGCCCCCCACAAGACCCCCAGCUACAGACCAACAGACCGCAACAGCUCAUUCAACGCGCGCGUUGACAAACUUCAACACUUUGAACUUGAGGAGUCGUCAGAGUUCCUGCCGUCCGUGGACCGAGGGGCGCCACCGCCCCCUGGGGCCCGACACGAGGUGCGCGAGGUGACCAGCCUCCUGCUGGCCCCUCCCCCGGGCCCGCACCUCACCUACACCAACGUCCCCUGGCACCUCAACAUACGCAAGGAGGUAUUCUUCCCUGGCGAGACCAUCUCUGGAGACGCCCUACAGCUGGUCUUCUGCCAGGUGGUGGUUGACACCUACAGCGGCUCCAGCUGCAGGCUCCUGCCCCAACACAGAGCAGAGAUGAGAAGGGUACUGGACACCCACGGUAUCACCCCCAACAACUGCCUGUCGGGGCAGCACUCGCUGUCCCUGCGCAACGAGGUCCUCACGCUCGCUAAGACCUGGCCACUCUACUUCUCUGCUCUCUACCCUGUAGCCGGCAGCCGGCGCGCUCCUGAGGGCGAGCUGGUGGCCGUGUCGCACUCAGGGCUGCGCAUGGCGCGUAGGGAGGGAGCGUCCCUAGCGGUCGUCAGCGAGUACAAACUAGAGGACAUAGAGGAGGUGGAGGCCCCGCGCUCAGGCGUGCUCUGCGUGCUCGUGUACAGCGCUGCGCUGAGCGCCAGUGAGCGCCUGGUGCUCUACACCCCGCGCGCUCGUACGCUCGCCGCCAUGAUAGGCCAGUUCGCCGCCGCUGCUCAGCCUCAGGGCUCCCGGUCGUAUGUGCGAGCUCUGGCAGACUACGAGACGAGAGAGAGCAGACUACUGAGCUUCAGCAAAGGCGACAUCAUCAGAGUUACAGACCCUGAGCACUACCAGGACAAAGGGUGGCUGGAGGGGUCCGUUAACGGGCGCACGGGCCUCUUCCCCAUGGAGUACGUCGUCCCCAUCGGCAGGGCCGAGGCGCGGCUGGGGAACAAGGCUGGCGAGACAGAAGAGACAGAGUCUCGCCCGUCAGUCGGCGCCCGUCUAGCGACCGUCAACGGCACCCGUCCAUCUGACAGGGACGGCAGUGGGGAAUCUAAUUCCUCUUGGGGCCUCCACCAGACCACCACAUCGUCCACUGUCCACCACAACAACCACAACCUUCACCACCACCAACAUGAUGAUAGUGGUCACUCUUCGGGUGGUGAAGGUGGCGGUGGUGGUACCAACAUCACCUCUGAUGAUGGCCUGGUCAAAAUGCACCAUAAAGAUGAUGAUAUUAAUUCAUCACAGUUCGCUAAUGAUGGCAAGCAUUCACUGCUUCAGUUUGCGCUGAAAUACUUCAGGGUGGCCAAGGACAUGGUGGCAGCUGAUGGCACGCUGCAGACCAGCAAGGAUAAGAAGAAGAAGAAAGGCAAGGAUAACGCGGCCAACUGGACGUGGAAGGAACAGGUGGAGAUGGUGAAGUUCAGCCAGUCGCCGCUGCGGGCGUCGCUGCUGCCGCUGGAGGAGGACAUCAGCCACGCGGCCGUGGAGGUGUUCUUGUGCGUCAUGAGAUACAUGGGAGACUACCCCAUGGAUGCCGGCAUGUCCGAGGUGCACUGCAUCUACACCAUACUCAUGCACUGCCAUAUGUACGAGGCCCUCAGGGACGAGCUCUACUGCCAGGUGAUGAAGCAAACUACAUCCAACAAGUCCUCCAUCCCUGACUCGUGUCAGCGCGGAUGGCGGCUCUUCUCCAUCAUCGCCGCGUACUUCGUGUGCUCCGACGUACUAAAGCCGUACCUCUUCAAGUACCUCGAGACCAACGCCUACGACAAGCGCCGGGCCUUCCAUGGCACGGCGACGGUGUGUCUGCAGAAUCUACGCAAGACCUUCAAGUACGGCGGGCGCAAGAACGUGCCGAGCAUCGACGAGAUCACCGCGCUCACGGCCGGACGAAACUCUAAGAGGGAAAUAUACCGCCUGCCUGGCGACACCGAGCGUGUUAUUAAUACGCGGAGUACUUCAGUGGUGCAGGAUAUCCUAGAGGAGCUGUGUGCGGAGAUAGGAGUCGUGCAGCCAGAGGAGCAGGAGGAGUUCGGCAUGUACUGCCUGGUGGAGGGCCAGGCCUUCACCAUGCCGCUGGCCAGGGACGAGUAUAUCCUCGACGUUACUACUGAACUUCGUAAAAACAAUCAGGUGUUCUUCCUGAUCUUCUGCCGAUUUCACCUCAUUCUGGACAUCGCGAAGGUAGCGGCGCUGAUGCACCGUGCAGCAGACCUGGACCACGAGCCUACCAUGCGGGAGGUGAAGUACCUGCUACCACGCAAGUCCCUCCUCAUGACCGCGGUCCGGCCCCAGCAGUGGGUCAACCUGGUGCAGGGGUCCUGGCCCGACGCUGCUAAACUCUCCACCUCUCAGGCCAAGGCACAGGUUCUGGGUGAGUUGUUGGGUGAGAGGCCCGGCCUCCCUGCUGUAGCUCUGGAGACGCUUGAACACUACAGUUUGUCGCAAGUGUUCAGCACCAGGAAAGUUAAGAGCGAGGACGGUUUCUUGUACCUGGACAUGAAGUUCGGCAACCUGCUGCACCACCGCAUCUGCCGCAUCCAGACCAUCCAGGCGCACGAGAUCAGCCGCCUCUUCCGGCAGUACAUCAGCACUGAGCAACGCGUCGCGGGGGGCGCUAGGGAUCUGGACGCUCCUAGGGACGUUACCUUGUCCAGAUGAAGUCCAGAUGUGGUCCAGAUGAAGUCCAAAUGUGGUUCAAAUUUGGUCCAGAUGUGGUCCAGACGUGGUCUAGAUGUGGUCUAGAUGUGGUCCAGAUGUGGUCCAGAUGAGGUCCAGAUGUGGUCCAGAUGAAGUUGAUAUGUAGUCCAGAUGUAGUACAGAUGUGGCCUGGAAGGGAGAGAAAUGCUGGCAGUAUCUGAGUACUAGUUAUUUCAGCAGAGUGCAGUGCUGAAUAAACUGUAUUUUCAGCACUGUGCAGUGUCGAAUAAAUAGUGUUUUCAGAACAAUACUGUAAUUUACCGUCUAGAGAUCUUGAUGCGCAGUCCUGACUACAUUUUGUCAAAUUUAGAGAGAUACGAUUGCAAUAUAUAAAUUAAUUUUAUUUCUAUGUAUACAAUACUGUGUAAAGAUUUUGAGGGAAACAAAUGAAUGAGAAUUGUACCUGGUUAUGAAUUGACAACAGCCCUGAAGCCAGUGGUACCCAUUGGACAGCUUCAUGCCAAAUAGUUAAAAGAAAUCCUUGUUCUAUUUUCUCUUUCUUGUGGAUAUAGCAGUGAUUGAUUAUACCGUGAAAUAAAACAAAGCUAAAGAUUGCGAACAAAAAAAAGUCCAAAUGAUAAAGCAACGUCAGGCAAAAUGCUGCUACAUAACCGAUAUGAUGAGACUUAUUUUAUCAGCUUUUGCAGCCAAAUGCAUGUCAAAUAACGAUCAAAUAAAUUAUCAUUUAAAUAAAGAUUUUAACCUAGAGUUUACCGUCUCUAUAGCCUGAUGUCGAGGCCUCGUGUAUAUAAAUAAGUUACUGCUACAUUCGUAGUUCUGUUACACUAGGAAUUACCUUUAACGGAUGAUGACAAUAAGAGAGCAUUGUAGAAGUAGUGCUCUAAUUAAAUGUAUUGCUGACGUGAGAAGCGAUGUCAUGAACUGCUAUUUCUACGCUAAUAUAUUAAUGAAUGAUCGAAUACUCAUUUUUAUCAUAUGUUCCAUUUCUAAAUUAUGCUAAAAUUUCCUUAUUUAUCGAAGUUAAUUGUAUUGUUCGUUAAUUUUUAAUUGUUUUGUAUCAGCGAAAUAUUGAAUAUUGAUAAAGAUCUUAAGAUGAGCAAACGUGCAGCAAUAAAUAAUUCGUUUCUUCUGAUGAUAUAAUGAUCAAUUUACCAUAUAAUGAGCGAUGAACGCAGUGAGUUGCGGGGUCGAUACAAACAGCCAACUGUGAAAAGUCUUGAUCAAAAUCGGCUAGGUGGCUGGACAGUUACGCACAGUGGAUAUUGGAGCCGCUAGUUGCGUGUUCGAGACCCGCAACAAGCUGUAAAAAUUCAGAGCUGAUAUCGCAAUUCUUUAAUAUUAUGUCCGUCCAUUGACAUAACUUACUUCAAUAUAAGCAUAAAAUGGUAAGGAGUUUGAUAAGUGUACUUAUUACAUGUAUUUAAUAGAUGUAAGGGUCUUCAUUGAAUAAUUGUUCGUAUCAGAGGACUCGCUUAGUAUAUUUUUUAGUUUAAACUUUUGAGUUGUACUGUUGGCCACACAUUUGUUGACAAGGUAACGUUUAGCUGUAAGGUUCAGUAGCAAAGUCCCUUACAUUUUGCUCAAUAACUAUGUGCUGAUGCAGAGUUAGAAAUAUACUUUGAAUACGUC